UCCCUAUGGGGAAACGAGACGCCUCCUCAUAAAGGCAUGGCACAUUUUUUGUGGAAGGUAGACGCUAGUAGCUUUCCGUUCAUAGUAGGCUACCACCGCCCGAGCGGCCGAGUUCCCCCGCGUCUGACUGUAGGCUAAUGAUGUCCUUCCACUGAAUACGACACCGACAGUUUUGACUGCAUUUUCGCGAUUAGCUGUUCCACAUUGGGACUUCUUCUAAACUGAAUCAAAGCUGGCUUUAGCUGUCUUACCUUUCGAUUCUGUCUUUCUAUUCGCUAGACUUCCUACUCGCCUAGCCACUCAUCUUUCCCGCAGAAUAUCUGCUGCAGUCGACAAAUAAAACCGAUUAUUCGCAGAUUGCGUUUACAUCUGGACACGCUCGGGAGAUUUGAGGCCUACUAUUAGCCUAUCUCUAUUGUAAAGAAGAAAACGUCUGCGUGUUUUUGCGACUAUAUAAUGCCGACACAUCUGAGAUUUCGGAGAAGGUCAUUCCUUGGGCUUAUAUUCCUCUUCUCACUGUCCACCACUGCAUUGUACUUCAUCUAUUCAGCGCCUGGUAUCGUAAAUGAGUACCUGUUUAUGGUGCAGGCCACAGGGAUUCACAUCAAGGACAACGUGAAGAAUAUCGGUGUUCAAGUUCUAGAGCAGGUGGUCAGAGGUGGUUACAAUAUCAAUGGCACAGAUUAUACCUAUGACUUCAACCUGAGUGAGAGUGAUGUGCCGCCCACCACAUACCUCCCCGACAGCUUCACCUAUUUGUCCUCACAGAUUUGCCCAGAGAGACUGCCCUCCAUGAAGGGGAGGCUGGAGGUGAAUAUGAGUGAGAUGGCUCUGGAGGAUGUGGAGAGGGUUCUGUUGAAUGCUGAGCCUAGCAUGACCCUGGGGGGCUACUGGAAGCCCAGGGACUGUGUCCCACGCUGGAAGGUGGCGAUACUGGUCCCAUUCCGAAACCGCCAUGAGCACCUGCCUAUCUUACUCAGACACCUGAUACCAGCACUACAAAGACAGAGGCUACAGUUCGCCUUCUAUGUUGUAGAGCAGGUUGGUAGUGAGCCCUUCAAUAGGGCCAUGUUGUUUAACGUGGGUUUCCGGGAGGCUAUGCGGGACCUGGACUGGGACUGUAUGGUGUUCCACGAUGUAGACCACAUGCUGGAGAACGACAGGAACUACUACGGCUGUGGAGACAUGCCUCGCCACUUCGCUGUCAAACUCAACAAGUACUCCUACAUGCUUCCGUACAAUGAGUUCUUUGGUGGCGUCAGUGGUCUAACAGUGGAACAGUUCACCAAGAUCAAUGGCUUUCCCAAUGCAUUCUGGGGCUGGGGAGGAGAAGACGACGACCUUUGGAACAGGGUGCAGUAUGCUAACUACACGGUCAGUCGGCCGCAGGGAGAGUUGGGCCGUUACAUGUCAAUCCCACACCACCACCGUGGCGAGGUGCAGUUCCUGGGAAGGUACACUCUUCUAAGGCGCUCUAAGGAGAGACAGAGUCUGGAUGGGCUCAACAACCUGCGGUACUCCCCCCUAUUGUCCCGGAGGCCUCUCUACACCAACAUAUCAGUCAGCCUGAGCAGGAAGCUAGCCCCUAUAGCAGACUAUAACUGACCAGGAAGCAGCGGGCCACACAGCCCUCCGGGGAAACGAAGUCAUUAUGGACGUCAGCCAUAUCUCACCAGUCACAGCACUCCUUAGGACUUUUUAGUUCAUUUACUUUGAUUCAGUUUUUUAAGCAAAAAAGACAUGCAGAACGGUGUUGAUUGAUCAAUCCUCGUGACAUGUAAGGAGAAAGCCGCACUCGUUUUGUGCUGUGGUCCAUCAAUCGCUUCUAUCAUCCGGGCUUCUCCACUCUUCUGUCUCCACCUGCCCUCCACACCAUUUUGGGCCUUUAGCAUUCAUUCUUUCAUUAAUUUGUUCAGUAAGUCAUUAAUUCACUCAUGGAGACAAUGGCAACUGUAACCAUAAGGGAAACAGAAACACGUUCCCUCUAUAGGGCUGUGGUGUGGAGGGGACAGUAGUGUAGUUUGUGUAUGUGGCUGAAGGAGUUAGGUUGUACACACAAAUCUGCUGACACAGUCCCUAGGCUUUGAUUUUAUUUUGACCUUGAAUAUUUGACCUGAAUAUUUUUCAUUGACUUAUUAAACCUGUGAAAAACAGACACACACAGAGUAGGUCCUCACAGCUGGCUCUGUGUAGGACAUGGAGGGAGAGAGAGACGCUGUGGACAAAGGUAUAACAUUAGCUUGAGACUGACUUGUGUGCAGAGUGGCUGACUGGUCACAGUAGACACACCUUUAGCUAAAUAAACAUACUAGCCUAGCAAAUUGAAAAUCUUUGACAGUACAGUGUGAGUGAGAGAGGGAUAGCUAUGUAUGUGUGAGUGAGAGAGGGAUAGCUAUGUAUGUGUGAGAGAGAGAGGGAUAGCUAUGUAUGUGUGUGAGAGAGAGAGGGAUAGCUAUGUAUGUGUGAGAGAGAGAGAGGGAUAGCUAUGUAUGUGUGUGAGAGAGAGGGAUAGCUAUGUAUGUGUGAGAGAGAGAGAGGGAUAGCUAUGUAUCUAUGUAUGUGUGUGAGAGAGAGGGAUAGCUAUGUAUGUGUGUGAGAGAGAGAGGGAUAGCUAUGUAUGUGUGUGUGAGAGAGAGAGGGAUAGCUAUGUAUGUGUGUGAGAGAGAGAGGGAUAGCUAUGUAUGUGUGUGAGAGAGAGAGAGGGAUAGCUAUGUAUGUAUGUGUGUGAGAGAGAGAGGGAUAGCUAUCUAUGUAUGUGUGAGAGAGAGAGGGAUAGCUAUGUAUGUGUGUGUGAGAGAGAGAGGGAUAGCUAUGUAUGGGUGUGUGAGAGAGAGAGGGAUAGCUAUGUAUGUGUGAGAGAGAGAGAGAGGGAUAGCUAUGUAUGUGUGACAGAGAGAUAACUAUGUGUGAGAGAGAGAGAGGGAUAGCUAUGUAUGUGUGAGAGAGGGAUAGCUAUGUAUGUAUGUGUGAGAGAGAGAGGGAUAGCUAUGUAUGUAUGUGUGUGAGAGAGAGGGAUAGCUAUGUAUGUGUGUGAGAGAGAGGGAUAGCUAUGUAUGUGUGAGAGAGAGAGGGAUAGCUAUGUAUGUGUGAGAGAGAGAGGGAUAGCUAUGUAUGUGUGAGAGAGAGAGGGAUAGCUAUGUAUGUGUGAGAGAGAGAGGGAUAGCUAUGUAUGUGUGAGAGAGAGAGGGAUAGCUAUGUAUGUGUGAGAGAGAGAUAGCUAUGCACAUGGGCUUGUCAGCAUCCUGUUUUCACUGCUUUGAGAGAUUUCUGAUGUCAGACACAUGUUUAGUGAGUCUCCUAAACUGAAAUGUUCACUAUUCACAUCAUGUCAUGCAGUUUAAGCCUGUCUCCCAAUUCACACUCUUUUCCCUAUAGGCCUGUGUGUUCCACAAUCAUGUGUAACACUGUAUAGGAAUAGGAUGAUGUUUGAGAGGCAGUCUAAAACUAGAGACCCUGUUCUAUCCCCUUUACCCUAAACAGAAAUGUUUAUUCAUCUAUAGGGUCAUUUGCGAUGGAGCUUGCAGAGGCACUUUCUCUAGUGUCUAUUUAAAGAGACACUGCACUGUGUUUGCAGCUGCUUUGUGUAAUGUCAUUCUGACGUUGGUUAGACACCGUGGCAACGCUUUCCAGCCCCCCAUCCUGCUGGACUAUGAUGACGGUGCCCUUAGGCACUGCUCAAAGGUCAGAAAGUAACUGUAGACACAGAUUAAGUCAUUAGCAGUGGUUAAUCUUUAGCCAGUGUGUGUGUCUGUGUGUGGGAAAAGUCUGAAUACUGGGGUUUGUGUUUGGGUGGUAUGCUACAUGAGACCUCACAAACUAAGGUACAUACACCACUCCAAAUAUCUCCAGCAAUUCCAGCCCUUCGUCUUCUCGUCUGUGCAGAUAUGUGUAUUUUUGUAUUUGUAGUUUUUAAGGAUCUCCAUUAGCUGCUGCUAUGGCAACUCUUCCUGGGGUCCAAACAAAUGAAGGCAAAAAUAAAACGGUACAUCAUACAACAUUAUUACAGUAGAACAUUUAUAAUCCCAUCAUACGUAUGUGUGUGUAGAGUGCAUGUGCUAGCGUGUGUGUGUGUGUGUGUGUGUGGCAGUGUGUGGCAGUGUGUGGCAGUGUUUGAGUGAAUUCGUUUUGUCACAGUACUGAAGUAACAUCAAAUGUGGUCCUACUGUUGUCUCUGUUCAAAUGCCUAUAUUCCAACACACCGGCCCCUCCACGUCUUGGUGUCUCUAUAGCUUUAAUAUACUGAUAGUUCAUUUCACACACAUCGCCUUGUCAAAUCAUUGACUUUCUUCAGAUGUAUCAUUUGGGAAAAAAGUUUUUUUGUGUUCCCAUGAUAUGACGGAGGCGGGACCUCCUUUUAUUUAUUUAAUCUUUUAAAGAUGACUUCCUGUGAUUGAUUGAUUUUUGUUGUGGUGAUGAUGAUGAUGAUUCAGUAAACUUGCUGUGAGACAGGCUGUGUUAGAAGCACUGAAACUUGUGGUUGUGAGAUUGAAAGUUCAACCUGUGUGGAAAGAUGUUCCAAAUGAACCCCUGCCCCUAAACUCUAUGCACUUAGAUCUGAAACAAUUAGCAAAAUGGUAACGGCUCCACCUUUUUUUAAAUGCUAGUUGGAAUGUCUGCCAUAUUGCUUAUACCUGUCCAAUCCACUUGGAUCUACACACAUGCAUAGAGAUUAGGAUAUAGAGGUUAAUUUUGGAUUUUAUAUGUUCGUUAAAUCAGCUGAACCGGCAAUGUAGACGUAGGCCAUUUUGUGUGACAACCACAGGAAGAGGAAGACGCCUAAUUAUAAAGUCACUUCCUCCUGCUAAGCACCUUCUGUUUCUUCAUCGAUAAUCAAUGGUGCUGAUCUGCUUGCCCUUCGAUUGGGGGAGCCACUCACUACGUGCUGCCUGGGAACCAAUCCUGUGUGUAGAUAGCUACAGGAAGUACCCCUCUUAUUGGUUCAUCCUUCCUCUUUUUAAUGUCACCCAACUAGAAGCAUGUGUUUACUUACCUACUGUGGCCAAUCACGUUGGAGGUGCUUAGUGGAGAGUUGUUGACAUUAGCUGCUAGUUUCUCUAAAGUCUUCCUCUUCGAGUGUGUUUGAUUGAAAUGGUGGAGCCUGUCAAUGCCAGGGGCCCAGGUGUCAUUUACAAGAGGUUGUUUUUUUUUGUUUGUAAAUAUUUAGGUUUUGUUUGUUUUCAAGCUCUGCUCUGCUCAGAGAGCCUGAGUUUGUAGGCUGGAGUGUUCUGAUUCGAGCCCUAAGGUUUCCACUACUGCUGGAGGAGGAGAGGAAUAAAACCCAGUAGUAGUGCUAUCACCCUGCUGUCACUUCUAGGUUAACCCCAGACCUUCAAGGUAAGUCCCAGUCCAGAGCCGAGGCCUGCAGCCUCUGGUCCUGUUCCUUUGCCUUGAACCAGUGACCUAGACCUGGGAAACCAAGUAAACAUGUACUGUAGUAUACUGUCUUGUCAGUGACAUUGGUUGGUCUUUACAGUGCUGCAGCUCUCGAGGAUUAGGACUGGGGACACCUUGGUUUAGGCAUGGUCUUACGUCAGAUAGCCCAACGAUCGUCUUAACGGCGUGUCCCGUUAGAAUAACGCCAUCUGCCGGAAGACAAUGGGGUUUAGAUUGUUGUUGUAACUGAUCCUGUGUCAGUGUGGUAAUCCCAGAGCUCAGCCAGGGUGUGCUGCAACGCCCUGGUCUUGUCAGGCUCCUCUCUGACCGAGCAGAGCCAUGAUCUGAUCCAUUCUGUGCCAGUCCAAAUGAAGGGCUCAGUGCUGCUCCGCCCUGGUAUGACUAGCCACUAUUAUUAUUCUGUCUAGAUGUACAUGUAGCAGACUGGAUAAUCAUGGAGGCUAGUCGUCUCAGAGAUGGGUACUGACGCCCUGACAGACUGGCAAGCCUUAAUAAAAACCUCUAAUUUAUUUCACUGUUUUCACACGCUUACAUUUUUUUAUGAGCAAAUCUAUUUAAAUUGAUGGAAAAGGUGCAUAUAAGAUAAAUGUCCACUCUGUAAAUAUUAUUGUCUAGUGUUAUUGAAAAGAGAAAUUAAAGGUCUUAAAUCCCUACAAAUGCUUAACGAACAAGGGGUUCCGCUGAGUUCCUUCUGGUGCCAUGGACCUACUUACCCUCAUCAAGCGCUACAUAAUCACUUUCACGUUAUUGGUUCCAAACUCAUUGUAGAUAAGGAAUAAUGUAAGGGUUAGUCCAUCAGCAUUAGAACCCAUCAGCAUUCUGGUAUAGUUCCCAUUGUCAUGAAGUAGAUGAUGUGGGUCAUCUCAGUCGUCUAUAGUGGUAAGGUGUAGGUGUAGCUUAUAGGCAGUGCUUGACUUGGGGAGGAGCUCACCAGAGCCGAGUACUGGCACCUCAAAUGUUCUCCUGCUUGAGCUCCUGUUCCUCUUAUAGAAUAUCAGCACAAAAGUAUUGUGGAGCUCCUGCACCUAAAUAUAAACGGUACCGGCACCCAAAAUGAGUACUCAAAUCUAUUUCAGUCCAAGUCAAGUACUGCUUAUAGGGUAUAGGGAGAACUACAUCAGCCAGAAACACCAUUAUGUUUAUAGUAAUGGGACAAGGAAGCGAAACCAUGUUCCAACUGCUACCAACUCCAGAUUAUACACCCCCAAAAUGUGUUUUUGUAUAAAGGCAAAUUAAAAGAUGAAUAAAUACAUGACUAUAUUACUAAUAUAUCUUUCUCUGAUUGUAAGGACUUUAUUUCUCCUUGAAUUGAAGCCAUUUGAAGCCACUUGUAAAACUCGAUGUCAGCCUUAUAUCUGUCUGUCUGCAUUCUUUUGUAUGAUUUUUUUUUUACCAUCGUUAUUGUCAAAGUACACCAAUAAAAUUAACUUUAAACGA
This is a messenger RNA of Oncorhynchus keta (chum salmon), 6831 nucleotides long. It is a transcript of the gene b4galt5, whose product is annotated as UDP-Gal:betaGlcNAc beta 1,4- galactosyltransferase, polypeptide 5. NCBI's taxonomy places the organism in Eukaryota, Metazoa, Chordata, Actinopteri, Salmoniformes, Salmonidae. Gene Ontology annotation, molecular function: UDP-galactose:glucosylceramide beta-1,4-galactosyltransferase activity. Gene Ontology annotation, biological process: glycoprotein biosynthetic process; carbohydrate metabolic process. Bases 457 to 1605 code for a protein of 382 amino acids. The record is from RefSeq and is a predicted model, not a curated record. The transcript has 13 exons.